Molecule: messenger RNA, 2453 nt
Organism: Monomorium pharaonis (pharaoh ant)
Lineage: Eukaryota; Metazoa; Arthropoda; Insecta; Hymenoptera; Formicidae
Product: nurim homolog
Exons: 3
Coding region: 311-1060 (249 amino acids)
Cellular component (GO): nuclear membrane
Source: RefSeq, a predicted model, not a curated record
GUGCAACAGUGCAGCUAGAAAGAACAGACCACUUGUGUUUUUGGCGAGAUUUUGGUUUCACUGCCUUGCAAUAAUUUUGUAAUGCCAUUUUUAUACUUGUAUACAAAACUGUGUAAAAUUAGUGUAAUUAUUUAGUAAUUAUGUAGUUUAGACCCAUCACACCUCUAAACUAAAUAAUUACCAUUUAUUUAUUCAUGAGUGAAUAUUACAUUCAUGAAAUGUACAUACUCUUUUUCAUAACAAAGUAUUACAACGAAGUACAAAAACAAAUUUUUCGUUAGACGUAAUCUGUGUUCAAGUUACCUCGUUUAUGUCAUUAAUCCCACGAAAAAUGAUCUCAAAUAUAUUGAGUGUAAUUGUGGGCGCAUCUAGUUUUGUGUACACUUGCUACAUUUUGUGCAAACUAACUUAUUUCUUGUCAAAUCACGGUGAAAAUCUACAUAUAACAUCAACAGAUGACAAUGCAGCUGAACAUACUCUGUGGUCUCUUCUAAUAAAUAUGUUGCUUAUUAUAAUCUUUAUUUUUCAACAUUCUAUUAUGGCCAAUGAAUUUGUCAAACACACCUUCUGUAGACUACACAUUGAUCACCUCAGCAGAAGUAUUUACAAUGCCUGUACUUCAGCCAGUCUCCAUUUCCUGAUCAAUAAAUGGCAACAAACUCCAGUCACUACAGUUUGGAAAUUUGAUACUUCCAAUGAGACAAUUUGGAUGAUAUUUUCUAGCCUCCAUGUAUUUGCCUGGAGUAUUAUUUACAGUGGAUGCAUCAUGAUGGAUAUUGCUGAGCUCUGUGGACUCAAGCAGAUAUGGUACAAAGUAUCUAAGAGAAACAGUCCAAUGGAUACUAAAUCCAGGGAACUGCGCAGAUAUUUGAAACAUAUGAGGCAUCCAAGUUUUACUGGAUUUCUUGCAAUUUUAUGGAUCUAUCCUAUUAUGAGUGCGGAUCGAGUAUUAUUAUCCACAAUAUUGACAAUGUAUAUGGCAUUGUUAUGGACAAUAGAUUUUGAAGAUUAUAAUUAUCACGUCAGAUAUUUCAGACAGAAGCAAAUAGAAUUGUCUUAAUUACAUUUGUUAUUUUUUUCUAUCAUAAUUUCUUAUGUUAUCAGUCAGUGUUCUUUUUUUCAUUGUCAUUUCAUUAACUUUGUGUAUAUUUAUAACAGAUUAAUAUAAAUUAAUGAAUAUUAAAAACGUAUAUACUUAUGUAAUAACAAUUUAUAAAUAUUUCGUUAAAAAAAAUAUCUAAUAUUGUAUAUAUUAUUUAACUUUAUUAAAUAAAUGAAUAAAAUAUUAAGUAAUAACUUUAUUACUUAAUAAUAUAACUUCUCUGUUUUCUAUGUAUUGAAAGUUCUUAUACCCAAUGGAUUACUGUCUCUUUCGAGACAAAGUACCACAUUACCCAAAACGCUUUAUGGGCAGCAGUUGUGGGGGUAAACUGUGCCUUUGACUGAUAUUAUCGAUUCUUUUUGGUUCAAGCCGGGUCCCCAGGCAGGCCUCAGGAAGAUCAUAAUCUCCAGGUAGGCCCCAAAGACCUACAAAGCAGAUACCCUGGCGAGAAACUCGACAAGUCUCUUAUUUAUUAUUGCUUAUUGUUAAAUUCCAACUUAAAUAUGUAAGGCACACUCGUCAGCAAACUUGAUGAUGGCUCUAGCUAAUUUCCUGUUUAAAUUUGUGAGUAGGGAUUCCACUGUGAAAGGAGCAAAAUAUUUAUAAUUAAAAAGUUUACUAUAGAAUUCCUGUCUUGCCUCGCUAUAAUUGGGACAAGCCCAGAAAAUGUGAUUAAUGUUCUGCAUUGGGCAACCACAAUCGCACGCCGGUGGCUCAAUUAAACCAAAUUUGUGCUUUGUCCUUCCAGUAUACGGAUAGCCUGCUAUUAUUCUUGAUAGAAUAUUUUGUUGAGCUCGGUUCAAACCGAAUUUAGAUAUAUUGGUGAUGUUUAAGUCGAAGAAAUUUUCCAUAUAAUAGUUUUCUGUCCCGAUGUUGAUCCUCUUGAAAAAAUCGCCCUCAAUUUUGUUAUAGUUCAUCUUUAGAAUCCUCAAAGCAUCCGUAAAUGUGACCUUAUCUUCCAAAUAUUCACCUACCCAGAUAACCAAGCGUGAUUAAUCAUUUUAGUUGAUAAAAUUUUAAGAAAGCGGUCAGCAAUAUUAGUACGGUAGGUUGUCAGCAAUAUGACGGCAACAUGACGACAACUGAUGACUUGUCGUUGCGUCAACAGCGGUCAACAGCAUUUUGAUGGCAACGUGACGGCAACGAAAAAGAGAUAAUGUUUUCCUUCGUGUGUCGCAUAUUUGUUCUCAAUCGUUGCAGUUUUGUAAUUGAUUCUCGUUAACAAAGUUGAAACAAUGUGUAAGUAUUAAAUGUUUACAACAAUUUGUCAACAACGAAGUAGCAUAUUGCACGAAAAUAAUCACAAUAUUUUUUAUUGUCUAUACCUUUGCAAAUUACAAAAAUACGUAAA